GUUCUUGAUCGCCCCCUUUCUUCUCUUUUCUUUCAUCAUCACACACACUAGGCAUCAAAUCUAUUACAUCACUCUCUCCUUCUUGUUUCGUCUCGCCAUCUCAUUCCUCCACCCUCUCCGCUCUAUUUCACAUCCCAUAUACAACACAAGCAGCUCAACAAAGCUAACAGAACCCCAAUCAACUUCAUUAUAAAACUCUAAUAACAAUGGUCAAAGAAACCAAGUUUUAUGACGCUCUCGAAGUCAGCCCUACCUGCUCUGAUUCAGAGUUGAAGAAGGCAUAUCGCAAGUUGGCCCUCAAGUAUCAUCCAGAUAAGACUGGAGGCGCUACCUCUGAAAGGUUCCAGGAAAUUAGCCAUGCAUAUGAUAUUCUCUCCGAUCCCCAAAAACGUACAAUCUAUGACCAAUACGGUGAGGCUGGACUCUCCGGUGAGGGUGGCCCAGGAAUGGGUGGCCUCUCUCCUGAAGAUCUGUUCUCCCACUUCUUCGGUGGUGGUGGUGGACGUGGCAGCCGCCCUUCAGGUCCUCGUCGUGGCAAGGAUGUUGCACAUUCACUGAAGGUCACUUUAGAGGAUCUUUACAAAGGCAAGACCACCAAGCUUGCACUUCAGAAGAAUGUUAUUUGCGAGCCCUGUAACGGCAAGGGUGGUAAGGAGGGUGCGGUCAAGACCUGCACGACCUGCAAUGGUUCAGGUUACCGUGUGAUGCUGAGACAGAUGGGACCUAUGAUGCAACAGAUCCAACAGCCUUGCGGUGAGUGCCGAGGAGAAGGAGAAAUCAUUAAUCCCAAGGAUAAGUGCAAGACCUGUAAUGGUCGCAAGGUUAAUCAGGUUCGCAAGGUCCUCGAAGUUCACAUUGACCGCGGUAUGAAGGACGGUAGAAAGAUCGUCUUCACUGGCGAGGGUGACCAGGCUCCUGGUACUGUUCCCGGCGAUGUUGUUAUUGUUCUGGAUCAACGUGAGCACGAACGCUUCAAGCGCAAUGGUGAUGAUCUUUUCUAUGAUGCCAAGAUCGAUCUUGUCACUGCUCUUGCUGGCGGUAAGAUCCAGAUUCCUCAUCUGGAUGAUCGUGUCCUUCUGGUUGAGAUUCUUCCUGGCGAAGUAAUCAGACCUGGCGAGCACAAGGCUGUGAUGAAUCAAGGAAUGCCAACAGAAAGACAUCAUGAUUUCGGUAAUUUAUAUAUCCAAUUCGAGAUCGAGUUCCCUCCUGCUAAUUGGACCGAUAUUGCCAAGAUUGAGCAGCUCCGGACAAUUCUUCCCCCUGCUGCUGAACUUCCUGCUCUUCCCAAGGGUGUACAUGUCGAAGAGGUCAGCCUUACUGAAAUGGAUCCUCGCCAGAAGGCAAGGGCUGAGCAAGGUCAUUUGGGCCAUGAUGAUGAUGAGGAAGGUGGCGGCCAACCCGGAGUGCAGUGCGCACAGCAGUAAAAAAAAAACCCCCCCC
This is a messenger RNA of Lobosporangium transversale, 1440 nucleotides long. RefSeq lists its product as hypothetical. Lineage: Eukaryota; Fungi; Mortierellomycota; Mortierellomycetes; Mortierellales; Mortierellaceae. The record is from RefSeq and is a predicted model, not a curated record. Gene Ontology annotation, cellular component: cytoplasm; cytosol; nucleus. Gene Ontology annotation, molecular function: Hsp70 protein binding; ATP binding. Gene Ontology annotation, biological process: protein refolding; response to heat. Bases 207 to 1424 code for a protein of 405 amino acids. The transcript has 3 exons.